Tigriopus californicus is the source of this 5482-nucleotide messenger RNA. RefSeq lists its product as uncharacterized. Gene Ontology annotation, biological process: apoptotic process; regulation of apoptotic process. The record is from RefSeq and is a predicted model, not a curated record. Bases 1101 to 3203 code for a protein of 700 amino acids. NCBI's taxonomy places the organism in Eukaryota, Metazoa, Arthropoda, Copepoda, Harpacticoida, Harpacticidae. The transcript is spliced from 9 exons.
CUACUACUGCUACUAUUUUUACUACUACAGGACCACCACCACCUCCACCACCACUACCACUACCAUCUCUCAACACCAGUCUUCAAGUAUGUGUGGUGCAUGGGUGUGUGAGGAGUGAGUGAGUGAGUGAGCGUUGGUUCAAUGUGUGUGUGUGCUCAGACAGAAAGAGAGAGUGUUCCAUUCGAGCUCCUUGUUGACUGCUGACUUGUGCCCAAAUGAUGGGGACGUCGCCACGAGUGAAGAGAACGCCGAUGAAGAUCGGGCUCCUUGGAGAAAGACCAGGAGGUGGUGUUGGUGUUGGUGUUGGUGGAGGUCGACGACGACUGGGAGGAGAAGGAGGAGAAGGAGGAGGAGGAGAAGAAGAAAACGAGUAGGGAAGAGCCAAGAAGGACGGAGAAGAAGAAGAAGAAGAAAAGAAGAUUGGAGGAUGAAGAUCCCUGUUCUGGGUGCCCAUUCAUUGUGGUGAGUGUUGGCCGUUUCAAUUCCGCACCUGCAAGCCCACUGUGACCGCUUGUGGUGACGGGUUUGGGCAGGAUCCGCAUGGUCACGGCCUCCUGAGAUUGGACAGAGAGAGCCUCCGCUGUUGUGUGGGGUCGCUCAAACAUGUCCGACACGUUGAACAAGUGAAGUGCUGCUCGGAGAACGGGUAUGAAGAAUGCCAGGAAAUCCAGGUCCUGGCAAAUUGGAUCCAUUCUCCUCAAGUAUUUGCACACUCUGACUUGUUUCGAUUCCUCGCGCAAUUCCUACACUGACGCCAGGUCCACGUCGCCCAUUCUGUCGCGAUCACCACCAGUAACGCCUCCAAUAACACAGGAACCGCCUCAAUCCCUUCGGCCCUCCGCGCUCCAACGUCUGGAGCAAAACAGUAGCCCUCCCUCCACUUCACUGGAACUAGAAGUCAACUGAAGGAGUUCCUUAAUGCCCUGUCAGGCACAUUUGAUUUCAAACUCGUUCAAGAACAGUCUGAUCCCGAGCGAAAAAGUUUCGUUUUCGUCUUCGCUGGAUAUGAAGGGUUACUGCCGGAAAAACUCAGUUGACUUCUAAUAUACCGUCGAGAUUGUAGUGAUGGCGUUCGUGCGCCCCAUGUGAGGACCUCAAGAAUGGCCUCUUCCUCUCGUGAGCGAGAUGGGAGUAGCCCGGCCGAACCGCCCCCAAUCCGCUCCACCUCUCUCCACGCCAGCCAGGUCGCCAAGGGAGGGGGUGGAAGCGGUGGGGUUGGAUCUCUCACUGUGCCCAACCACGGCGGUGGCAGUGGAGGGGGAACGAGGCGGAGGACCCAUUCCAACGAGGACGCCCGUGGAACGCAACCCGAAACCAACAAAGGCCGGCCGAACCUGGGCACAUCGGGGCCCACGCCCUCUAUCAAUCGGAUCGGGGGUGGCAGGCGACCCGUUAAAGUUUGGAAUGCGGCCCGCACCAUACGGAAAGCCUUGGUUGUGUCCACAUAUGAGGAGUUCCACCGGAAAGGCCGUGAGAAGCUUGGACUUGGCAAAGUGGAACCAAUACGAGUGGUGCUUGAAACAGACGGAACUCAGGUUGAUGAUGGUGAAUAUUUCCAAACCCUCCCCGAGAAUUCGGUUUUCCUAUUUCUCCGAUCCGGGGAAGUGUGGCACCCUGCCGGAACCGACGCAGUCCGCGCGGUAAUGGAAGCCAUCCCGUCGAUAGUAUGCGAUACUCUAUACUCUAUGGGUCUUCACGAUCAGACUCCUUCAUGGAAAAUCAUGGACAGUCGGGGCAGAAUCACAGUGGUGUUACAUUGGGAAAAGGAGUGUGCCAUUGGUGGAGGGGGCAACCUCAUGCUCACGGGUCCGGGACCCUCCAGACAAAGCUCCAUAUGUUCGACCAUCGCCUCAGGAGGUCCAAGACUGCUCGGUGUACAUACAAGGUCGAUAUCCCAGCGCUCGGGUUCUUCUGUGUCCUCAACUCCUUGCCUUAGUAGAGAUAACUCAAGAACUUCGGGAGCAGGUGGAACAACGUCAGCGGUCCAACAUCAUUCCAUGCUGGUUCAGACAAGCUUUGACUCCAAUUUGCCAGGAGGAGGGUACGGGCCUCAUAUCACUGUGAUAAACCAUGAUGCUGAUCAAGUUACUCAGUCAAGGGCCGUUGGUCACGGGUACCUUGGACCUCCCGUACGAGGCAUUAUCACCGGUGCGCCUUCACCUCGACAGCUGUCCAGGCAAGGAAGUUCUGUGGAAUCGUCAACCAUUGUUCCGCUUCACCAUCACACUGCUGAAUGCGCUGGUGCUGGUCGAGUGGUGCACCAUCCCAAUCAACAUUCAAAGCGAGGUUCACCUACCACCAAUGAAUGUGACUUCCAUUGUUGCUCACUUCAUGUGGGGCCCAAUGGCUCAUCUACUGCCUCCAAUACUUAUCACAUGUCGCACAAAACAGUAGCCACCUCACCGAUUCAAGCCCAUGACGGAGCUCAGCUUGCAUUUCCGGUCUCUUCGGCUGGUGGUGGUAUCGGACCAGAUGGGAAACGUUCCUUGCCAAAAGGUGCUCAUGUCCGAUUCUCAGAGGUUGAUAAGGCUGGUGCCGAUCCUGAUUCAGCCACGUCAUCCACUGCAACCGCUAACACAGCUCAACCAGGGCCUCCGACUUCUGUAAUGACGUCCACCAUGGUCACUGCCAAUUCAAGCACAUCAGGGGCGGCUACUGUGAGUAGCACUGCCACAACCACCAUUGUCUCAUCCACAACCAAUGGUAUCACCGCUACAAGAGCUGCCACUACCGUUGAGUGUCACACAAUAAUUGAACCUAAAGGAGGAGGGCUGGAGUUCAACGAGAGCUCAGAGUCUGAAACAGAGAAUAACGAGGAUUUGGAGACAGCCAACAAGUUUCUAUUGCUUGUGGAUCAACUCUCUUUAGAUCAACCACAGCACCUUUCUGUCAAGGACAUAGGUAUCAUCUUGGAGAGGCUUAGUGCCAAAAUAAUCGACGUGGAAAGGUUAGAGAGGGAUAUAGAGGCUAACGACUGCCACAAUUGGACUAUUCGAGCAACAAUACGGGGUGAAACCCUUCGAGAGUUGGGAGUAAUCUACAACAGCAAUUAUUACUUAAUAAGUGAACAUCCUGGUUAUCAACGAAGUCUCCCCGAUGAAGAUGACGAAGAGGAUGACGAUGACGAGGAGGAGGACGACAUAGAUGACGACGAUGAUCGGACCACUGACGAUACCGUAGAUAAACACCGGCCAGAUCAGUGACACAGAGAGCCAGCCUGCAGAAUGACUACUGUCCCCACUGAAAGUAGUCAGGACAAGCAGGUCGUAAUUCAUUCAAAGGACAUGAAGCAUUCAAGACAGUUCCACCCUAAGCCUGAAAAGGUAUCAGACACAUCCAGUAUUCAAACCAUUAGCAAACACUUUAAGAGCAAUGGAAGUGGCGCUAUGAACGACCAAGCUCAGGUGAUCAUUGCCUCUAGCAAGCACUCCCUUGCCCGCGCGGUCCUCUCCAACGGGGGCUCAAUUAAUGAUGCCUUGGCCUGCACAUGCCAUUUAUACCAGCCCAAACCUCAGCAAUCCCAAGCCCAUCUUCAUUGGUCAUCCUCGGAGUCCACCCUUGGAGGGGCCAUCGCGGGUGCUGUGGAUUCGGCACGCCAGCAAAGACUGCUCUACCAACCCCAUCAUCAUCCCAUUGUUCGCCAUCACUCCAUUCAACGAGGUACAAAUAAGAUGAUGGUCAUGUCAGAGGAUGAGUGGCAACGUCGACAGCAACAAUAUCAACAAUACCUAGAGCGGGUCUCCUCCGUCUCGGAUCCGCAGUUGAAUUGUGAUGGUCAAUGCUGCUGUGAAUGGUUUGGUCGAGCCUUACUUUGUUCCUGCCAACUGCCAUCUUCUUCGGAUGAGGCUCCCUCGCCUUGUCCAAAGGCAGUGGGGGCUCAAGGAAACCGAUCCAAUGCAGUUACUAUAAAUGGCGUGGGAAACGGAAAUGGCCACGCCCACUGAAUAUAUCAAUGUGCCAAAUCAGUAGAAGUCGUAAACCGCUUAGUUCUCGCCAAGCACAAAUCCUCCACUUAGAUUCCUUCGCUUUCAAGUGGGAAACUGACUCUUUGAAUGCAUCAAAUCAGGGCGUCCCUGCAGGCGUUCCUGCAGGCCAUCACCGCCAAUCCAGUGGGGGAUACUCUAAAUGUCCUGACUGGUUUCGAUGACAACCACCCCUGAUGUGACUGCCCUCAGGCUGGCUCCCUCAAGAAAUUGACUUUGUUACUCCUGCAAGUGUGAAAAAAAUGUCAGUGUGACAACUUCUCUCACACAAUACCUUGCUCAGAAUAGUCACCCUGGUCCAGGUGUAUGUGGCUCGUGCAUGUGAAUUGCUUACGGGUGACCCAAUCAAAACAAAUGAACUGGAAAAAUUAGUGCAUGUCAACCGGAAUGGUUUGGGAGGCUGUAACUGUCAAUUAAGUUCUCCACAAUCCCCUCUCACGCUCACGCUCCAAGACACAGAAAACAAACAGUUCUAUCUAAAUUUCAUCUCGUGUGCAUCUUUUCAAGUGUUUCAUUUCCACGGGUGCCAAAUAACCGAGUGUAAAUUUCAAAAUUUUCAAAAAAACCAUCCCACGCCCAGACGACCCACCUAAUAUAUCCACUUCCACUCUUUUUCAAUUGCCCCAUAAGCAUGAACCAUUGGUUAACAACAGCUCGAUACCUUCUAAUGGAGCCCUUGGAUCGCUCACAAAAGGACAAGCCAAUAUGUUGAUAGAUACUUGAUAAUGGAGAAACGUUGCUUUUGCAGAAUUUAUCCCAAAAUUAGGAUUACAAAAAUUUCAACACACGGAACAUCAUUCUAUACCCGCCAAUGAAAAUCCAUUGGAAUUGAAUAUUCUGAAGGAUCAAACCCCACCAUGCAAGAAGUAAUCAGAUUUGCCAAACUUGAAGUCAUGGAUUUUCGACCUUGGAUUUUUUAUCGAAGAGGAGUAAAAAUGAACACCAACAUGUAUUUGCGAACAAACCACUUGAUAUUUACUCUAGCUGCUUAUGGUCUAUGAAAUGAAAACGAAGGCAAUUUUGCUGACCUUUUUGAAGCUGAUCCAAGGGUAACAACAAAGAAGAAGGGUGAUCUAUCGAGAAAAAAUGAGUGAUCUUAUUUUUGACCACUUUCCAAAGACAAUGCCACUAUUUUUCAUGUUUCCAACCUUGAUUUCAGAUCUUUUGCAUGUGAUAAAACACAAUUCAAGAGACAUCUCACGGAAAGGAAUUUUGCUCGCUCUAAACUCUUUUCAAAUGAUGAGAACUACACAUUCUUCUCUUGAUUAUCAUAAUGCCAAACCUCUAGCCAACUACUGUAUAGUCUCACAGAUGCUCUUGGUUGAGAGCGCCACAACUCUUAUUAUGAUUACUACUAUUAGUUUUGAAUAACAAAACGACGAACAACCAAUAUUGAGACUCCUAAAACAUUUGCUGCUGCAACAGAUAUCUACGAUUAUAACUUUGAUUUGCGCAAAUAUACAUUAAAUAUGCAUGAAAUAGAAUCAAAGAAAUUCCUA